Molecule: messenger RNA, 2000 nt
Organism: Apis laboriosa (Himalayan honeybee)
Lineage: Eukaryota; Metazoa; Arthropoda; Insecta; Hymenoptera; Apidae
Gene: Fem
Product: zinc finger CCCH domain-containing protein 13-like
Exons: 9
Coding region: 108-1424 (438 amino acids)
Source: RefSeq, a predicted model, not a curated record
UUUGAAAAUUUAGAGAAUUUUUAUAAUUUUAUUUUUUAACAUUUUAAUGUUUGUUCUCUUUUAUUUAUUAUAAUAAUAAAAUAUUUUCUUAUACAUCAUUUGAUGUAAUGUACAUAUUUGAAUCUUAUUAUAUUUCUAACCUAAAAAAAGAUUUGCAGAUUAAAUUUCAUAAAUAUACAUAUACUUCUUCGAUAUUUCUCAUAAAAAUGAAACGAAAUACAUCAAGUCAUUCGCAUCGCGAUGAGAGAUUUAGACAAUCACGCAGUGAAGAUAGUGAAACUGGUCUGCGUUCAAGAACAGAAGAAGAACGAUUACGACGUAGACGCGAAUGGAUGAUACAACAAGAACGGGAACGAGAACACGAAAGAUUGAAGAAAAAGAUGAUUUUAGAAUACGAAUUACGACGUGCUCGUGAGAAAAAACUAGCAUUAUCGAAAAGAAGUAAAACUAAAAGUAGAUCCCCAGAAAGCCGGGGAGGUAGAAGUAAUGCAUCAAACACAUCUAAAACAUUUAUAUUAUCCGAAAAAUUAGAAUCUUCAGAUGGUACAUCUUUAUUUAGAGGACCAGAAGGUACUCAAGUUAGCGCAACAGAACUACGGAAAAUUAAGGUAGAUAUUCACAGAGUUUUGCCAGGAAAACCAACAACAACAACUGAUGAACUUAAACGAGAUAUUAUUAAUCCUGAAGAUGUGAUGCUCAAAAGAAGAACGGGAGAAGGAUCUAAACCUAUAUUUGAAAGAGAAGAAAUAAAAAAUGUAUUAUCAAAAACAAAUGAAAUUACAGAACAUCGUACAGUUUUAGCUGUAAAUAUUGAAAAACCAGAAAACGAAACUAAAACAUGUAAAAAAUAUGCUAUUUCGUCAAAUUCUUUAAGAAGUCGAAGUCGUAGUUUUCAACGUACGACAUCCUGUCAUUCCAGAUAUGAAGAUUCAAGACAUGAAAACAGAAGUAGUUAUAGAAAUGAUAGGGAAAGAAGUUGCAGUAGAGAUAGAAGUAGAGAAUACAAAAAAAAGGACAGACGAUAUGAUCAAUUGCAUAAUGUAGAAGAAAAGCAUUUACGAGAAAGAACAAAUCGUAGACGUUAUUCCCGUUCAAGAGAACGAGAGCAAAAAUCAUAUAAAAAUGAAAGAGAAUAUCGAGAAUAUCGAGAAACAUCGAGAGAACGAUCUCGAGAUAGAAGAGAACGAGAAAGAUCUAGAGAACAUAGAAUAAUUCCAUCUUAUAUUGAACAAAUUCCUGUUCCUGUUUAUUAUGGGAAUUUUCCACCAAGGCCAAUAAUGGUUAGACCUUGGGUUCCAAUGCGUGGCCAAGUACCAGGAUCUAGGCAUAUUGGUCCAUUAACACCAUUUCCACCACGAUUUAUUCCUCCAGAUAUGUAUAGACUUCGUCCACCUCCAAAUCCUAGAUUUGGACCUAUGUAUUAAUGAAAAAUGUGAAAAUCUUAUAAUAGAAAGUUAUAUGAAUAAUGAAUAAUGAAUUGAAUAAUAUUGAAUAAUAAAAUAUGAGAUGACAUUUGACAAAAAAUAAGAAUUCUAAAAUCUCAUGGUCAUGAUCGAAAUUGGACAACUGAUGGCUCACAAGUCAACUAUACAUUAUUUCGUUUGUACAAAAAAUUGUAAAAAAAUGUCUUCUUUCAUACUUUUAAAGAAUUUUGUUUUUAGAUGAUUCAAGAAUUUUUCCUCCAUUAAUGAAGUACAUAAUAUAUUUUUGUAAUUGUUUCGCUAUUCAUAAUCAUAUUUCAUAUAUUUUGUUUUACGUAACUAUAUAUAUAAUAAUGGUUAGUAUAUUUAUGCUAAAAAUCAAUUAAUUAAAAGUCAUACAAUUCCUCGAAGAAAACGAGGAGAACUCGUUUAAUCGAGAAUCAGAGAGCUCACAGAAAGGAAAAAGUUAGUAGAGUAUAUAUUAAAAAUUAGCUGUAUACAUUGAUAAUUUAAGAUAGUCAAUGUAUAAGAUAUAAAAAUAUUGUAAUUUUUUUAAUUAUUAUGUUAUAAGAAUUUUAA